AUGGGCGGCGGACGACGUCGAGCCCGUAUUGCCGUUGAGACCCUCGAAAGCCGUUACAACGAGGUACUGGCUACCAAGGAAACGCUUGAACAAAAGGCUCAGGCAAGCAUGCGAUUGAUGGAGGACUUUCUCUCCCAGCUAGAAGCGCGUGUUCACAGCGUUCGAGACCGUGGCUUAUACGGCGCCAUCGAUGAAGGACUCCGGGCAGUCGACUCCAGCAUAACCCAUGCCCGAGUUAUGCUUGACGAAGGAAUCGAACGUGCAGUCCAUGCGAAAAUUGCUCUCCGUGAAAGUAUCGAUAGAGCCAUCGCACUCGCAAAGGAGAAGCGCCUUAUCCACUACUCGGACCUCCCCCAGCCAUGGAGAGUUAACCCUCACAUCCGAAAGGGGUACCGGUUCACAGCAUCAAAGAUAGAAUGUCUCACUUCUGUCUUCUCCUUUUCCAAUGAACUGGUCAACAUCUGGUCUCACCUCAUCGGCCUAAUAAUCGUUCUCGCUGUGGCCUUUUACUUCUACCCGCUGAGCCCCAACUUCCACCUUAGCACCAAGACAGAUGUCACCAUUGCAUUCAUCUUCUUCAUUGCUGCCUGCAAAUGCCUCGUCUGCAGCACACUAUGGCAUACUAUGAACAGCAUAGCUAAUCAGCCCCUCAUGGAACGCUUUGCCUGUGUUGACUACACCGGUAUUUCCUUGCUCGUCGCUGCCUCCAUUGUCACCACAGAGUACACUGCAUUCUACUGCGAACCAUACUCUCGGUGGAUCUAUAUUCUUAUGACCUCCACGUUGGGUAUCGCUGGCGUUAUCCUUCCUUGGCAUCCUCGUUUCAAUGGCCCUCACAUGGCUUGGGCUCGCGUAGCAUUCUAUGUCACCCUUGCCCUCACCGGCUUUGCGCCAAUUGUCCAGCUUAGCCUAACUCGCGGUUUGCAAUGGUCUCUUUAUUUCUACGCCCCCGUGGUAAAGAGUAUACUUGUAUACUUCUGCGGAGCUUGCAUUUACGCCUCACAGAUUCCGGAACGUUGGCACCCCGGAUUUUUUGAUUACGUUGGCGGCAGCCAUAAUAUCUGGCACGUCGCAGUUUUGGGAGGCAUACUAUUUCACUAUCUUGCUAUGCAGGAUCUAUUUGCUGGAGCAUUUCUGCGGGCAAAGGGCGAAUGCCCUUGUCUUACUUCUUAG
Molecule: messenger RNA, 1173 nt
Organism: Trichophyton benhamiae CBS 112371
Lineage: Eukaryota; Fungi; Ascomycota; Eurotiomycetes; Onygenales; Arthrodermataceae
Exons: 1
Coding region: 1-1173 (390 amino acids)
Cellular component (GO): membrane
Molecular function (GO): signaling receptor activity
Source: RefSeq, a predicted model, not a curated record